Messenger RNA from Hemicordylus capensis (graceful crag lizard), 696 nucleotides. RefSeq names its product lipocalin-like. Gene Ontology annotation, molecular function: small molecule binding. Bases 38 to 565 code for a protein of 175 amino acids. Lineage: Eukaryota; Metazoa; Chordata; Lepidosauria; Squamata; Cordylidae. The transcript has 7 exons. The record is from RefSeq and is a predicted model, not a curated record.
CUUCUUUUGCUAAGACGCGAGAAGGCGGAGGUGCACGAUGAAGGUCGGUCUGGUGGCGUUGGGGCUUGCCCUGCUCUGCACCGCCUCGGCUUCUCCUGUCGACAAUGUCAAGAAGAUAUCAGGGAUUCCCCUUUACUCACUUGCCGUGGCGGGUAACUGCACGUGUAUGAUGAAGCACAAGGAUGAUAUGAAGAUGAUGAAAGUGACGCUGACGGCCUUGGACGACAAGUCUGUCGACAUGGAAUUGAGUAUUCCCUUCAAGGGGAAUUGCAACAAAUUUCACUUGAACUUUAAGGAAAAUGAAAAUGGACACUACAUCCACGAGUGCGCCUGGGGUACCAAAACCAUUGACGAUAUGGUGGUAAAUGAGGCUGGCUGGGUCCUUGUCAGAGCAAUCAAGGAGAAGGAUGGCCAACGGUGUAUAAUGCUGGGGCUUCACGCCCCGGAACGUGAGAUGACUCCAGAGAUGCAGCAGGGAAUAAAAGACUAUGUUGUGGCACAGGGCAUUCCUGAGGAUAGCAUCAAAAUAUUGCCCGAAGAAGUGAGCUGCAUGGAAAAUCACUAGGUGCCUAAAGGGGAUUCGUCAAAAGAUCAGAUGAUGCUGUUUGCAGCUUGGAAGUGUCUCUUCUUUCUUGCCCACAGGCUUUGGAGCUUUGCUCAAUUUCCGGGGUGGAAGCCUCUUUAUACUCUCAAUAA